UACUAGCUGAAAAAAUAAACAAACGACGCGACCACCACUGCCCGUCAUCUUUCGCAAUUUUCUCUCCUCGCCACCGUCCUCGCGGCUCUUUAAAUAAUUAAACAAUAAAACGACGUAGCGUCCUCGCCGUCCUCGAAGCAUCAACCUCUGCUGCGUAGUCUGAACUUCUAGCGAGAGCUGUGCGUGCAAUGGCGGCCAUGACGCCGUUGGGGCUCGCCCUCGCCGCGCCUCAGCAUCUCGCCCUCUUUGGGCACCGGGCCACCGCUGCUCCUCGUCGACCUCGAUCGGGAGUCGGGCGGGCGCCGCCGCAGAGCAACCGCUGUCGCCUCAAGCCGCAGCUGGCGGUGCAGCCGCGCGCGCGGCGGACCGGCUCGGCCGCCGCAAGACGCGGCGGCGCCGCAGGAGUGCUGGAGCGGGUAACUAAGCAGGAGGACAAGACGGCGGUGAUCAGAGAGCGGCUCCUGAGCGCCGAGGCGCCGCCGCCGUCGGCGUACGACACGGCGUGGGUCGCGAUGGUGCCGGCGCCAGCUCGGGCGGGGUCCCCGCCGGCGCCGCAGUACCCGGGGUGCGUGGACUGGGUCCUGCAGAGCCAGCGACGGGACGACGGGUCGUGGGGGCCCGGCGGCGAUGACCCCUCGCUGCGCAAGGACGCGCUCUUGUCCACACUCGCGUGCGUGCUCGCGCUCGCGACGUGGGGCGUCGGCGGCGAUGCCGUCGCGAGAGGGCUGAGUUUCAUCGGGCGCAACUGGUCCAGCGUGACGGACGGCAGCCGCAACGACGACGCGCCGGCCGGGUUCGACGUCAUCUUCCCCGGCAUGGUCGCGCGGGCCAUCGGCAUGGGGCUGGAGAUCCCCCUGGUCCGCCAAGCCGACGUCGACGCCGUCCUGCGGCUGCGCGACGUCGAGCUCGACAGCAUGGCUGCUGCUUCUGGAGGUGGCCAAGAUGCUUUCAUGGCCUACGUGGGAGAAGGCUUGGGGGACUUGCUGGACUGGGACCAGGCGGCCGCGGCGUACCAAAGGAAGAACGGGUCCUUCUUCGACUCGCCGGCCACGACGGCCGCCGCCGCGAUCCACAGCCACAACGGCCGAGCGCUCGACUACUUGGACUCCGUUGUCGCCAAGUUCGGCAGCUCAGAUUCAUCAUUAUGCAGGGGUAGGCGAUGGCCCAACUGGACAUGACCCGCGGAGGUGACUGGCCAUAACGGCAAGCUCCCACCGCCCGGCGCGUCGAGGCUUACUGCCUAUUCUGUCAGUGCACAUGUCGCCCACCACGAUGGGGUCUGCGCCACCCGACAAGUGGGGGGGGGGGGGGGGGGGCUUGUCCUGUCAGAGCCUGCUACGCGCGAUGCGUCGGGGCACCACGAUCGGAGCGCACGUCGCCCACCGCACCAGGGGACGGCAUUCGGACAUCCCCGACAUCAUCUGUGGGGCCAAGGGGGCCCGUGGACGAAGGAGAAAGGCAGCUGGAUCUUGGACUCUCUCUCGUGUAAAUCCACCCUACUCCACGUUUUUCAGCAUUAGGAUCAGCACUAAAAGCAUGGUCUAGAAAAGCAUUCGUGUUGUGCACCCAAUCCUGAGAAUGACAACCAUUGUCAUUCCAUCCAUUGUACAUCCAACUAUGGUCAGCUACUGACAUAGUGCUAGAAAUAAACCCCUGUCCAAGAUCUAUGAAAAAAAGUGGAUCGCAAACACAUCACAAACACAGCACACAACAGAAACAAACUAUUAUUCUGUCCCUGUUCAAUGUAAUUUAUCAAAGAGAAUCA
Panicum virgatum (switchgrass) is the source of this 1765-nucleotide messenger RNA. RefSeq names its product dolabradiene synthase KSL4, chloroplastic-like. The transcript is spliced from 3 exons. The record is from RefSeq and is a predicted model, not a curated record. Gene Ontology annotation, molecular function: magnesium ion binding; terpene synthase activity. The coding region runs from base 189 to 1178 and encodes 329 amino acids. Lineage: Eukaryota; Viridiplantae; Streptophyta; Magnoliopsida; Poales; Poaceae. Gene Ontology annotation, biological process: diterpenoid biosynthetic process.